This is a messenger RNA of Ipomoea triloba (trilobed morning glory), 794 nucleotides long. Its product is annotated as chaperone protein dnaJ 20, chloroplastic-like. The record is from RefSeq and is a predicted model, not a curated record. Lineage: Eukaryota; Viridiplantae; Streptophyta; Magnoliopsida; Solanales; Convolvulaceae. Bases 3 to 626 code for a protein of 207 amino acids. Gene Ontology annotation, cellular component: chloroplast. The transcript is spliced from 2 exons.
AUAUGAUAAAACUAUUAAAUAUUGUGGAUGCCCCCCUAACUCACAAUUUAUUGAAAACAGAGAGAUUCUCAUUUCUCAUCAAUUUAGAAGAAGAAGAGAUGUUGUGGUGCAACUCCUUUGGUUUAACGAUAUCAAGAACCGAUCCCCCACGGCCACGCUUCUCCUCCCACACAUGCCACCCCGUCCGCCCCGGCCCCUUCAUAGUCCAAUCCAAACUCAAGGCUUCCUUGUACGACCUCCUGGGGAUAUCCGAGACGGGGUCGUUGCCGGAGAUCAAACGGGCGUACAAGCAGCUGGCCCGAAAGUACCACCCCGACGUCUCGCCGCCCGAGCGGGUUGAAGAGUAUACCCAGAGAUUCAUUCGGGUUCAGCGCGCGUACGAGACACUCUCCGAUCCUAAAACCAGAGCUCUGUAUGAUACAGAUAGGGCUAAAGGCCUCCGCUUUCCCCUCUCCUCACCUACGCGUUACUCUACACACCAGGCAAUGGAGGAUAAAAGUGAAUGGAAAAGCAUAUGGCAGUCUCAGCUUUCAGAGUUAAAGAGAAGGAGCAUGUCUAAGGAUUCCCAUCACAAUACAUCUUGGGGAGCAACAAUGCGCACACAAAGCCAUCAAACAUCAUCUUAACCAAACUUAUGUUCUUGUAUAUCAUCAACUGUGCAUACAUAGGGGCAUUUGGUUCAAAUAUUGCGAUCAGAGUCGUAAUUGAAAUCAAAUAAUGAUAAUUGUAAUGAAAUCAAAUAAUGAUAAUUGUAAUGGGUUUAAGAGAAAGAAGUUUCUUUAUUUGGUAAUAAA